This is a messenger RNA of Punica granatum (pomegranate), 1768 nucleotides long. The record is from RefSeq and is a predicted model, not a curated record. Lineage: Eukaryota; Viridiplantae; Streptophyta; Magnoliopsida; Myrtales; Lythraceae.
UUUCAGUUAGGAGUUAGGAUAUCUCCUUGUCUCACGAGAAGCGAGACUUGUUAGGGAUGGUUAAGUAGAUAUACACCAUCUAGAGGUUACCACCCAACCAAUGAAACCGAUUCAUGUCCUUUAAAUAAUCUUCCCACCUUUUUUGCAUUUUAGAGCUCCCUAUGUAUUUACAUAUAUAUAAGCCAAUGCUAACAAACUUAAUUUAACACCAAACCCAAAAGUAGAGCUCAAAAGUUUCAGCUUUUCACUGGCCAAAAUGGGCCGGUGGACAAGAGGUCGAACUGUCGGUCGAGGCUCCUCGGCCACCGUUUCCAUGGCGUUUUCCAGCAGCUCUGGGGAGGUCUUCGCUGUGAAGUCGGCAGAGAUGUCCCGGUCUGAAUCCCUGCAGAGAGAGCAGAAAAUCCUAUCCUCCAUUAGCUCCCCUCACAUUGUCAGCUACAAGGGGUGGGAUGUCAUCGUAGAUGGCACCGAACUCGUCUGCAACCUGUUCGUGGAAUAUUGCCCAUGUGGAACAUUACGGGAUGCGAUUGACCGAUGCGGAGGCUGGCUAGGCGAGGCGGAGAUCACGAGAUACACACGGCAGAUCCUGAUUGGUCUGGAGCACCUCCACUGCCUGGGAAUAGUGCACUGCGAUGUGAAGCCUCGGAACAUCUUGAUCACUGAGGAGGGCGCAAAGAUUUCGGAUUUCGGGUGUGCCAAGAGAGUCGAGGAUCUUGCUGGCCCGACUGUCGGAACUCCGAUGUUCAUGGCGCCAGAAGUGGCAAGAGGAGAAGGGCAGGGGCAACCAGCUGAUGUGUGGGCCCUAGGGUGCACAGUGAUCGAGAUGGCCACUGGAAAGGCGCCGUGGCCGGAGUCCGGCGACCCCUUCUCGGUUAUGUACAGAGUAGCAUAUUCUGCCGCAUCACCGGAUAUCCCAAGCUGUCUCUCCGAUGAAGCUAAGGAUUUCUUGACCAAGUGCCUGAGGAAGGACCCGAGUGAGAGGUGGACGGUAACCCAACUGCUCAAGCAUCCGUUUCUUGCACGGCUGAAUUCCCCUGUUUCCAAGCAAUGUGAAGAACUAAAGUCAAGCUCUCCGACUUGCGUCCUCGAUCACGGGUUCUGGAGUUCAUCAUCGGAAGAAUUAGAUCACGACACCGUAGAUCCCGAACAGACGGUUCUGGUAAACUCGGCAGCUGAUCGGAUUGGACAGCUGUCAUCGAGCUCGGGUCGACCGGAUUGGACUUGGAAGGAGGAUUGGGGCCAUUGGACAACUGUGAGAGGGCAUUUUGAUGAGUUGAACAGACAACUCAGUGGGACUCUUUGUGGGUCCGAUGGGGGUCCAAUUGGUCUUAGUAACAUGGAAGGUCUGGAAAUCACUGUAAUUUCUAGGGAUGGUUGUAAAAAAUUUUCGAAGGGGUGUAAAUAUAGGGAAGGCGGCGAUGUAAUUAGUAGUGCCCAUGCUGGGCAGCACGGAGGUAACUCAGUUACAUUGAUUCCAAAGUUAUAACGGUUCUGUUAAGUACGUUUCGCGCAUCUAUAUCUCUCUCGAUCGAAAGGAUGAUUCGUCGAUAACCGGUGAAGAGGAGUACACCUAUGCAUCUUUGGUCCCUUGAGAUGGAAGAUGGCGACGGACGUUGACGGAUGAAAAUGGGUUAGAGUGGUUGCAAGAAGAAACCCGACUUGCCGGAAUUUGCACGCAUAAGAUACACUUACGUGGCCUAAAAAGAGGAGUUUAUGACUCAUUGAAUAAUUUUUUUUUUUAACUUUUUGGAAGGGGACUAUUCUCUCC